AUGUCAUCAUCCAUUUUCUCGUUUUUCUUUUUCAUUCUCGUCAUCGCCGUCACUUUUGCCGAGGAAGCGGAAAUCCCCGGCGAGGAGCGACCCCGACAAUGGAGUAAAGCGAUGGGUUUAUGGGGGAAAAGAAGUGACAAAAAUGCGGAGCUUUUCCUCGAAGAGAAACGACCCAUCGAGAAUUGGAACAAAUUGAACACACUCUGGGGAAAAAGAUCCGACAUCGAAUUCGACGAUCGACAACCCGUUUUCGGCUACGGAUUAAAGAGAGCCUCCUCGUGGCAACAGGCAAACGGACUUUGGGGACGACGAAAA
Molecule: messenger RNA, 315 nt
Organism: Mesorhabditis belari
Lineage: Eukaryota; Metazoa; Nematoda; Chromadorea; Rhabditida; Rhabditidae
Source: the annotation of a GenBank genome assembly